AAAAUGCACGCAACAUGGACGUCCGAUGCCGCAAUUACGAUGUCAUACAUCAUUCAACAAAUGUGCAUCACCUAAUUAAGUUCGGCUCCACACAUCCGGUUUUCUACCGUGCGGCGACGGUGCGGUUACAAAAUUCUGCGGUCCAAAAUUCUGUACAUUAAAUUGAAAAAUUUUCCUAGGUGAACGUACGGUCGACGCAAACGCAUAUACGGUCGCGCAGUACGCAUUCAUAUAUCGGUCGGUGCACACGUACGUUGCUUUUCUGCGAAAUGACCGAGUCAAGCAUUGAAGAUUCUGCAUUGGACAUAGAACUUUUCAUUGAAGAAGUGAAAAAAUUCCCCGAAAUAUGGAAUGUGGCAGCAGAAGAAUAUCACGAUAGAACGAAGAAGAGAAGUGCCUGGCUUGAGAUCUGUCGUGUUUUUUACGAUAAAUUUGACGAAAGACAUGAGCGGGAUAAAAAUGAAAUACGUAAUAGAUUAAAUAAGAAGUGGAGGAACGUCAGGGACAAUUUUCUUAAAAGUGUUAAAAAGAGAACGAGAUCUGGACAUGCGGCUGAGAGAAGCAGACGGUAUAUUUAUGCUCGUCAGUUGACAUUUCUUCAACAAGCUGGCAUCACUAUAAAACAAUCUAGUUUAGAAGAUCAGGACGAACAGCAGUCUCAAGAUGGAACUGAGACUAAAGCAAGGCUAGAUCCACCACACAAACAUAAAACUCGAAAAUGGAAACAUGAUACCGAGUCAACAAUAACUGAACUUACGAAAACUACAAUACCAUCUCAAUCAGAAUCUGAUCAACCAGAGUAUAAUGCAGACAAAUCAUUUUUUGAUAGCCUUAUUCCAUCAUUGAGUGAAUUUAGCGAAGAUCAAAAAUUGGAGUUCCGUAUUGAAAUCUUAAAUAUUAUUAAAAAGAUGAGACAACAGAACAGUGCCUCAAGUAAUACAAAUCCAUAUAGAAAAAGAAAUGGAUAUGCGUAACAAGACUAAAAACUUCCACGAUCUACGCCUAUAAUUUUGUUAUCACAUUGUGUUUCGAAUAGUUAUUAAGAAUAAUUAAAACUGUUCCUCUAUUUCUCUAAAUAUUUAAACUAUUAUAAAUAAUUAAUUUUCUAACCACGUAGAAUUAGUUAAUGUAUUUUUGGAAUAAAAACAUCUGGAAUAAAGUCUUGGCCAGUAGAACAUUA
Messenger RNA from Megalopta genalis, 1180 nucleotides. RefSeq lists its product as uncharacterized. Gene Ontology annotation, molecular function: DNA binding. Lineage: Eukaryota; Metazoa; Arthropoda; Insecta; Hymenoptera; Halictidae. The record is from RefSeq and is a predicted model, not a curated record.